AUGCACGCUCGUCACCGCAAUCCCGGAAAUGGGUACCGGUCUAAUUCCAUGGCUAUGGACCGAAUCGGAAUGGGUCGGAUCUCGCCGGAAACCUCACUCCGCGGCCACGGCUAUUACAACCACCACAACAACGAACCACCUCCUCGCAACAACGCCGCGGCCUACAACCGCGGCUUCGGCCGGUCGAAAUCGUUUCAACCGCCACCUCCGCCGCCGCCGCUGACAGCUCCGCCGCGGAAAGGUGAUGUUUUUAUGGACGCCGGCCGGAUGGCGGCGGAGUAUCUGGUGGCCCAGGGGCUGCUGCCGCCGAGCGUGCUUUCGGGGAAGUGGCAGAAGAAGCAGCAGGUGGAGUUUGAGGGUGAUCAAAUGCGAGAGGAUGGCCGAACGUCGGCGCUUUCCCGAUUAGGAAAUGUUUCGGACGGAGGUUACCGAAGAGGAAGGUUUGGAGUGGAUGAGUUCAGUAGUACUAAUGCGAGGAAUAAGGGGAGGAGGAGGAACCGGGGUGGGUAUGGGUCGGAUACCCGGCCCGAUUGGGGGAGGGAGUAUGGGAGGAGUGGGUCGUUUUCGGAUAGGCAUAGCCGGGCAGCCUCGUCUGAAGAUGACUCUGCUUCUGGGAGACAUGAGGAGCAGAAGGUGGGAAGAGAUGUGGGGAAUGCGUGGCAGCAGAAUGCUAGGGAGAGUGAGGAUGCAGUGGAUUCGGAGACGAAAUCGGAGAAGGAGGAUAUGAGCUCGAAGCCGAGUUCUUCUGGGGCUUGGAGAGACGGUGCAAAUGGGAGUGAUGGAGUUGCUGAAGUUAAUGUGGAACCCAGGAAGUUGAAGGAUGUAGAGAUGAAGGAUAAGGAUUGUGCAACCAAUGAUGAAACCGAGAAACAGAAUGCUGUGGAGGACUUGCCGGUUCAGGUUAAAGCCGAGGGGGAGGGCACUGAUUUGUUGAAGCUAUGUAAAUUUGCCAAGGUGCCUACUAGAAUUCGUUCGGCAUUGACCAGUAGGAGUUUGAAGGUUGAUCCCCAACCAAAUAUCCAAGAGGGAAGCACGUCGUCUGGCAUUGGUCUGCAACUGGGAGGAUCAUCUCAAGGUUUGGUCGAAAACAGUACUCUUGAUGUCUCCUCAGGUACCCCAGUAUUAGAUAACUCUCAUUAUGCAAGUUGUGUUGAUCGUGAAACUUCUAAAGUUGAGUCCAGUCAAUCUGUUGAGAAUUUGGUAGAAUCAGGUUCUGGAUUUGGUAUCGAGCAUAAUAAGUUUGAGAGGUCCCAGUCAUUACCUGAUAGAGCUUUUAUGCGUGAGAAUGAGCCUAAAGGGCCAGCAGGGCUUAGGAGUUUUAGCUUUGUAGUUAAUGACAGAGGUGAAAAGAGAGCUUUAGAAGACUAUGAUAAGCAGAUGGAAGCAAAAAAACCAAGAGAAUGGCUUCCCUAUGCAGAGUCAGAUGAUUGCUUCCAAAUUUCCAAUUUGAGCGAAAAGAAAGCAAGUCCAUUGGAGGACAACACUUCUCCUGCUGAAAAAGUGAUUGUUGCUGUUGAUCAUGACAGCUCUAUGGGAAAUGAUCCUCAGUUCCGAAAAGAUGGAGCUGAAAUUUGUAUUGACUAUAUGCAAGAGAAGCAGCUUUUUCCAAAUUCAUUCGACCUUAAUCUCAUGGAGGUUAGCGAUGCACAUGAGAAUCGUGAUAAUAAUCGUGUAAUAAACUACCCGGAUGUCUCUGGAGUGAAGAAAGAAGCAGCACCAGUUGAUAUUGACUUGUCAAUGAGUAACUGCAAUAUGUCUCGUGAAAGCAAUAGACGCACUGUGGAUGUCAAAGAGAUUGAAGUAAUUGAUUUAGAAAAUGACUCUACUCCUGAAGACAAGGCCUUCAAUAAUGCAGAAAGAAAGACAGGGACUGAAUUUAUACCUCUAGAUGGCUUUUCCAACCAACCAAAGAACUCUAGCGGUAUCCCUGAUGGCCAAGAUGGUUAUGGGCUAAUGAUCUCGGAAUUGUUGGGAAAUGAUUUCCCAACUUGUUCUUCAGUACCAGAGAAUCUUACUCCAAUGCCUAACGAUAUUGGUCUUCCUAAUGGAGAGGGGACUCUUGCAGAUGAUGAUUCAAUAUAUAUGGCUCUGGGAGAAAUACCAUUGACCUUCAUGAGUCCCUGGGAGCAGCCACCCCCGCAAGAGUAUGAGAAGCCCUUUUAAUCCGGCUAACUAUAGGACUUCUCAGAUGCAUGAUACAGUAUGCUUAGAAUUGGUCACUGGGGCUCCUUUUUACCCAUUUUAGCUCUAUCAAGUGGUUAGCUUCCUUUGAUUUGUUUGAUUUGGUUAUAGAGGGUGCAAGUAGAAUUUCCUCUGUUAGGAGGUUCAAGAAUGUUGUAUGCUUUUAAUUUCCUGUUUCACUUUGUUCUAAAAUGGAUACUGUAAUCAUGUUGACUGGCAGAAAUGGUUGAAGAAUCCAUUUGUUGCUUCUCUAUCCUUGACUCCUCAUUGACCCCAUGUAGAUUUUGCACCUAGUUCUUACAUUGAAUAUGUUAAUCAUGUUGACUGGGAGAAAUGGUUGAAGAACAAUUUGCUUGUCUAUGAACAUUCAGUUUUAUAAGAUGAUGCUAACAAUUAGUCUGGGGUGUUACACAGUAAUAAUCAAUUUUUGUGUGGUUAAACUAGUUUUC
This is a messenger RNA of Fragaria vesca subsp. vesca, 2630 nucleotides long. RefSeq lists its product as uncharacterized. The transcript has 4 exons. The coding region runs from base 1 to 2163 and encodes 720 amino acids. The record is from RefSeq and is a predicted model, not a curated record. NCBI's taxonomy places the organism in Eukaryota, Viridiplantae, Streptophyta, Magnoliopsida, Rosales, Rosaceae.